AUGUUAUCUUCCUAUAUAUUAUUAUAAGAUAUCUACACAACCAAAGAAUAUGAAAAUUUAGAUUUAGAAGUUAUUGAAUCAAUUAGUUUUAUUAAGAUACCUUAUUAUAAUAAAGAUGAUAAGACUGUCCUUUAUGAAGCCUUAUCUAUUACUUUCAAUUAUUAUGACUCCUAUUUUACUAGAACUAAUACAAAAUUAUAUAAAUACAUAUCUAAUUUAUCUAGCUGCAAUGUGCUUUUUUAAAAAGCAUAAGCAUAUGAGAUAUCGAUAGUAAUUAGCUUUUAAAAAUGA
Molecule: messenger RNA, 291 nt
Organism: Paramecium pentaurelia
Lineage: Eukaryota; Ciliophora; Oligohymenophorea; Peniculida; Parameciidae
Source: the annotation of a GenBank genome assembly